Messenger RNA from Symbiodinium necroappetens, 2361 nucleotides. Lineage: Eukaryota; Dinophyceae; Suessiales; Symbiodiniaceae. The record is from the annotation of a GenBank genome assembly.
AUGCCGAUGAUGUCAUGCAUCCUCUUUCUGCUUUCGGCGGUGUCUGCGCAAGACACCGCGUCGCUGGCCCCACUAGCUGCGACCUCUCCGAGCCCGAGCGCUCCGAGCCAGAGGUUGGCCGCAUUCGGUGCUCACACGGGCGAUCGGCAGGAGGCGGGUGAGGGCAGGCACUUGGUCGUCCUCGGCGCAGUCCUUGCUGGAGCGUGCAUUUUCUCGGGCGUGAUACUCGGCUUUCUGCUGCUUUCUUCAGUGGCCGGGCUGGCGGUGCCUUUACUGGGAGCGCUCCCAUCGACAUCCGCGGCCGUCUUCGCAAUGCAGGUCCUGGCUGUGGGGUCAACUUCGCCUCUCAAUGACCUGGCUGUGCCCCUGCGCUGGAUGGCCCCGCAGCCUGACUCCAUGCUGGUGGGCUGCAUCCUUCUGCUCGCCUUUGUGUGGCUGGCGCGGCGUGCCGCUUUGCGCGUGCAUCGCAAGCAGCUCGACCAGAGCUCCGCGGAGCCCCACGGUCUGUCUCCCGGCUCCUGGGAGCUUCGCGCUUUGGGGCUCGUCGCCUUCCCGCUGGCGGCAGCAAGCACGCAGCUGGCGGCAAGCCUGGAUCAGGCAGACUCGGCUCUGGCCGGGCUCGUGGUCUCCACGGUGAUCUUGUGUUUUCUCACGAACCAGGCAGUCUUGGCCUUCCGCUUCCUACACCAGGUGCUGGAGGAGGGCAGCGUGACGCGCACGCCGCUCCCGGCAGGCGCUGGCCAGGUGUUCAUCGACAAGCGCUGCGACGAGCUCAGGGCUCUGCCCCUGGGUGCCUCGCCUGGGGAGGCGAUGUCAGAGUGGCUGGGGACUUCGGGCUGGUGGGUGGCUCCGUCGGUGGCUUUGAUCGAGGAGACAGAGUGGACAGACGAGGCCAUGGAAACCUUUCGAGAGCGGAUGGCGCACUCCAGCCUUGAAGUUCCGGAAGACAGCACCCGGCAAAGAGCUCCAGACUCACUGGAUGACGAACUGCAAGAUCAGCCAUUGCUGGAGGCGAAGUCCGAGGGUGCGGACUCCACUGGCGAUGGCACACCGAGCACCCUCCCAGAGCCACAGGUCCUGUUUCGGGGUGGGGCGAGCGCGGUCAAAGAAUGCCACCCGCUCACUGUGAAGUCCACGGUCUGCUUCGACGGCCCGACGAGGGAGGCUUGUGCAGGAGUUGCCUGCCUCCCCUGGCUGGACUGUGCGGUGCCCUCCAGUGCGCUGCGAAGGGUGGAAGACGUGUCUGGUUGCGUAACGCUGCGGGUACACCCCUCGCAGCUGACCGGGAAGCUGUCUUCCGGGCAAUAUGCUGCCUGCUUCGAUUGGGGAACCAAGUCGCCGUGGCGCUGGCCUGUGGACCUGUCAGCGCAAGUCUUUCUGGGCUUGUGGCUUGGGCUGCAGCGGUCCGGCCGCCAGGUGCUGCCUGCUGCGGCCGGGCUCAUCGACGCUUGCGCGCUGCUGGUUGUUGCCGGCCUGGUCCUCUUCUUUUUCAAGGUUUCGGCGUGGGAGCAUUGGCUCGAUAACGCUGCAUUGCGCUCUGCCUACCUGAUGGUGCUGCAAGUCGUGUCCCUGAGAGUCAUGUGGGAUCCAGCACCUGGGAAGGCGAACGCACUGGAAGUCCCGGCUUCGGUCCUUGCGGCUGGGCUCGCGCUCGUACCCGUCUUCAUUUCACUGCUCUCUGGUGUCUGUCUGGUCGGCGUCGUCUUGGGACGUCUGGAGACGCAGGGCUUGCGCCAGGAUCGUAUGCUCCAGAUGUCUGUUGCAGGCUGGGCUGAUGCAGAGGCGCGAGGAGGUCCGGGCUUCUCCGGCUGCACCGCGGUUCCGCACUUCCCUCGAGGCGACCCACAGGAUGUGGAGGUCAUCCUGCCGGGCUCAAAGAAGGCCUUCGCGAUUCUUCUGCCGGCGCGAUCGCGGAUAAGGAUCCAGCACUUCCAGCUCCUGCCGCCCGCCACGCGUGGUGCUGGCGCUCAGGCCUUGCUGCCGCCGGGCGGCGACGGCGAUCGUCCUCGUUUGCCACUUCCACCAUGGUUUCUGUUCCCCGUGGAGGGCAAAGCGACCGUGGCUGAGGUCUCCAAAGCACCCCCCGGGGUGGUUCCCCUGGCAGCGCUUCUGUCGCCUGGCCGCCCUGGCACGCUCAUCUACGCGGAGGCCUGUCACAACAGAGGCGAUGUAGAGUGGCAGCAGGCCGUGCUGGGCUUCUUCCGCGACGAGGGCAGUGCUCUCGCCGACGAGGCACUGUGCCACAUCGCUGCGGCACAGGACGACGCUCGUUUGCAGCCCUGCCUGGUGGUGGUGGAGGUGCUGCCAUCGUUGGCUUCCGAAUUCAUGGACGAGAGAUGCCAGCUGCCCGAGGAUGUGUGA